GGAAGGAGACGGAGGCAAAGGAAGCCAGGCACUGGUCCAUGGGGCUGACUUUUCACAUGUGCACAUCACCGUGAAAGACUGAAAUCUACGGAAAAUGUGUAAAGGAUUAGGAGCUUUGCCCCAGACAUGUCUGGAGAGGGCUAAGGAGAUCAAGACAAAAUUGGGAACCUUGCUCCAAAAGCCAGACAAUUCCAUCGACCUCAUCAUCCCAUACCCUGAAAAGCUUGAGAAGAAGCCUGAAAAGAUCCAGAAACCGUCACCUGAAGACGCCUUGCAGUGGCGGGAGUCCCUUGACCGAAUGCUCGCAAACAGCUAUGGCCUAGCCACUUUCAGGAGCUUCCUGAGAUCCGAGUUCAGCGAGGAAAACAUUGAGUUCUGGGUGGCUUGCGAGGACUUCAAGAAGGAGAAAUCUUCCGUGAAAAUGGCCGCAAAAGCCCAGAAAAUCUAUGAGGAGUUUAUUCAGACAGAAGCUCCCAGAGAGGUGAACAUUGAUUACUUCACCAAGGACAUGACACUGAGGAAUCUGGUGGCUCUCUCCCCAUCCACCUUUGACCUGGCCCAGAAGCGCAUCUACUCACUGAUGGAGAAGGACUCCUUUGCAAGGUUUCUGCAAUCAAAGCAGUAUCAGGGACUGAUUAAGUGAUUUGUUUGUUUUUAAGGUUUUUACAGUUGCCAACAAACCACUUAAUAUGAAAUUGGCCAAACCUGAUAUAAUAUGUAGCUGAAUAAUGUAUUUACAAUUCAUUUGAUUCAAACUGUAAACCAUGUCAAGUCUUUUUUUUUUUUAAAUAUUAUAACAUGCUAGCCUCAUCGCUUGCAUCCAAAGUAAUAAAUAGAUUUAACUGACUAGUAGACAUUGUGGUAAACUCUAAGGUUUGUAGUACUUCGAGCUACUUAUUCACUUAUCAUUGUUAAAGAUAUUUUAUAUUGCAGAACUCUAUUUGGAUAAGCAGCCUUAAGAGAGUAUUUUGUUUUUCUUAUUUCACUUUUUGUUUUCACUUUAUUUAGUUUAAUCAGCACACUCAUCCUGGAAAAGUGAUCUAUUAGGCAUCUAAAGGUUUCAGCUUGCAAAACACAAAAACUAACAAGAAUGAAUAGUAUAUUCCAAAAUCUUUUUCAGACUAUGUGUCUGUAUACAUAAUUUGUCAAAAUUUUGAAUUUGUCUUUGAAAGCUACAUAAAAAUUCUGUUAUGGCAAAUCCCAUUUGUUAUUUAUAACUCACUUGAAAUAAAAUUCAGGUUCAUAAUUUUAGAAUGUAAGCAGAAGAGAACACUAAGUUACCAUUACAUCACCUUGAAAUGGGAGAUCUGGGGAACAAUUUCUUGGAAAAUGUCUUGUUAAUGGUGCCAAAUGGUACGGAGGAAAAUGAAGUGGGAAUAAUUUGAAGUAAAACUGACACAGAUGUAAUCCCUGAGGCAAGAGGGGAGUUGUUCACUUAUGUAAAACACAUUGCUACAAUUUGAAUAUUAUCACAUAAAGUCAAUAGGCUGAUUUGGUGGGGAUUAAAGUCAACAUGUUCAGUCCAUGUAACAGUAGUCCAAUCAAUUCAGUAACCCAAGUAGUAAGACUUCAAGAAUGGCUUAAAUAAUGACUUAACUAAUAAAACAAUAUUAUAAUUUUAUAAUGCAAUUUUUACUAUUAUGAUCCUAGUAUAAUCAUCCAUUAAAAUUCUAGCAGUGCCGUCAGCAUUAGUAUUAUCACACAAGUUAUCAGUUGUUACUACUAAAUGCAUGAUAUUGUUAUUAUAAGGCAAUUGAAAUCUAGGAAAAUGUACUUUGUAUGUACUCAUUAAGUUGCUUCUCACAUUAUCUAUACAAAACACAUUGUCUGUGCUAUGUUCCAUUUUAUAACCAUGCAACUAUGUGUUUAUUUCUUUAUUAAUGUUUUAAACAAAUUUUUAAGCCUACAGUGGAACAUUUCUAAUUGCCUAUUGAUGAAAUUAAGGUUAAAGUUUCAUUUUGAAUUCCACCUGCAUUUUCCAGUUGUGCAGUUAAAAAUUUGAACCUUCUGAAACUUUUAAAUAGAUGGGACCCUCUCUUAGAUUAUAUUACCACAGUGAAAUUAUGUGUUGUUAUUAUUCUAAGUGUUGUUCCUUAAAAAGGCAAAAGAAACCAUGAAGGCAAUGCUGAGAAAGUGCUAAAAAGACUGUGUUGUGCAUGUGGUAUUUCCUGUAGUGAACUGCAUAAAGGUGCAUUAUCACGUGGAGUUGCUCAAGUUUUUUCUCUACAUGUAAAUAUUUACCCUAUUUACUCUGAAGUUACUGAAUUACAGCUGACCCUUCAACAACGUGGGGGUUAGGGGCGCUGACCCCCCACUCAGUCGAAAAUCCACGUAUAACUUUUGACUCCCCGAAAACUUUACUAAUAGCCUACUGUUGACCAGAUGCCUUACCGAUAAC
Molecule: messenger RNA, 2398 nt
Organism: Scleropages formosus (Asian bonytongue)
Lineage: Eukaryota; Metazoa; Chordata; Actinopteri; Osteoglossiformes; Osteoglossidae
Product: regulator of G-protein signaling 5-like
Exons: 5
Coding region: 95-643 (182 amino acids)
Source: RefSeq, a predicted model, not a curated record